Molecule: messenger RNA, 774 nt
Organism: Rhizopus microsporus ATCC 52813
Lineage: Eukaryota; Fungi; Mucoromycota; Mucoromycetes; Mucorales; Rhizopodaceae
Exons: 7
Coding region: 1-774 (257 amino acids)
Source: RefSeq, a predicted model, not a curated record
AUGAAGGAUGAAGAUAUUCACGAAUACAGUCUGGAAAAACUGAUUAUCAUUCAAAUUGGAAAUAAUAUAGGUUCUGAUACUACUCGAAAAUAUUAUCCUAAAAAUUUAGUACAGAAGAUAAUCAAAAAUACACAACCAGCUGCCUUGUUGACAGAGGGCCCUGAGCUUUACAACCAUAUUCUUGAUCUGCAUGCUCUAGCAAGUACGGCAUCACGCCUGUACUCAGCAGAUCUCGUCAAGAGAUUUUUCACUAAUGUUCUACAUUCCUUAAUCCAUGGGAUUUUUGUUGAUGACAGCGAUGUUUGUAGUCUAGAGAUUUGCUAUAAUCAUCUGAUUUUGUGGCAAAUUCUGGAAGCUAUUUCCAAAUCAAGUGAAGGCGUAAAGUUCACAGCUAGAGGGAUUUGUUUAGAAGCAAUAUCUCAAGAACUGAAGCUGAUGAACAACGAUAUUAGUCAGUUCUAUAAUGCAGAUGAGAUAGCAAUCCUCGAGACAACAGGCCCCUUCCAGAAGUAUAACGCGCCAAAGGAGACGCAAGGCUACAUAAAGCCUGGUUAUGGUCUCGUAGUCAUGUUGCAUGUGAUUGGUAGAAAGUACCAAUAUGGCAGUUUUGAUAUCUUCAAACAAAUUGGUGUUUUCUUUGUGCUGGCCACGCCUACCAAACUGAGAAUUUGGCGUAUGCAUAUGCCUUCAAAAAAAAUGUUCGGUUGGUAUGCCAACACACGCUCAGAGCUGAUUUCCAUCUUCCGGAAGACUAGUCCCGUAAAUUUAUUAUGA